AUGGAUGUCGACGUUGAUUUAGAGUGCCUUGGUAUACUCGAACAGCGAAUGUUCGAACUCUCGUUGGCCGCAGGUGCUGCAGGGAAUGAACAAUGGGGAAAAGAUGCUGUCACGCACCAAGACCGAUGGAACCCAUAUGAGGGUCUCCCCGAGCACUGGAAUCAUGGUGACCGAGAUCCGUAUGCACCAGAAUUUGAAGGGGAACUGGAUGUGCGUCGUUUUCAUAUUCACGGUGGCGGGAAUUGAGCCCGAAGUCGUUAAGAAAGAAAAAGCCCAAACCACGGCCACAGCCAAGGAAGGUACAUGGAAGUACUUGACGUGCGCG
Molecule: messenger RNA, 325 nt
Organism: Suillus discolor
Lineage: Eukaryota; Fungi; Basidiomycota; Agaricomycetes; Boletales; Suillaceae
Exons: 1
Coding region: 1-246 (81 amino acids)
Source: RefSeq, a predicted model, not a curated record